Molecule: messenger RNA, 551 nt
Organism: Diachasmimorpha longicaudata
Lineage: Eukaryota; Metazoa; Arthropoda; Insecta; Hymenoptera; Braconidae
Exons: 2
Coding region: 141-434 (97 amino acids)
Source: RefSeq, a predicted model, not a curated record
AUUGGGGGGAACAUGAGAGUAAGAGGAUUCACUACACGUGUCCAUCUGUCAGCUUCUACCUCUCUUUCGGUAUAAAAGACAUCAGACAACUUUGGAUUAUUUAGUCUUGUUUGUGCAACGCUAUAAACAUCACCACAAUCAUGAAAGUGUGCACGUUAGCAGUUGCACUGCUACUCCUGGGAGUAGUAACAGCCUUCCCCCGGCAAAAAGACGGUGACCUUUUCAGUUCUGAAGCCAUAAAACAGGCACAGAAUAGUUAUCUCCUUCCCCCAGAUGCGAUAAUUCAUAAAGUCCAAGAAGGAAUUGAAGUGGGAGCUUACGAGUCGAUCCCGGGCGAUCACAAGAUCAAUCUCUUCGAGAUUUUGAAGGGUCAGGUGCCCCCAGAGGUCAUCAACAAUCUUCAGCAACAGGUCGACCUAAUUGGGCGUCAUUAACUUAUGGAAAAGGAAAUUUAAUUAAUUAGUGACGACGAUGAAGCGAUUCAUCUAGAUUUUGAAUUUUUUUACUUCCCAGAUGUUUUACAUAUAUUUCUAAUAAAAAGUUUUUUUUUA